This is a messenger RNA of Megalopta genalis, 1214 nucleotides long. RefSeq names its product Splicing factor 30 (gene Spf30). The record is from RefSeq and is a predicted model, not a curated record. Gene Ontology annotation, molecular function: RNA binding. Gene Ontology annotation, biological process: regulation of alternative mRNA splicing, via spliceosome; mRNA processing. Gene Ontology annotation, cellular component: precatalytic spliceosome; cytoplasm; nucleus. NCBI's taxonomy places the organism in Eukaryota, Metazoa, Arthropoda, Insecta, Hymenoptera, Halictidae.
UACAUAUAUACAUAUCGGAGAAGGUGUUCACCAGUGCCAGUGUUCGCUUUUACUUGGUUUUCUGACAGUAGCAUUCAGAAAGAAAAGAACCGCUAUUAAAAGUUACUCUCGGGUUUGUUAACACGCUGCUCAUACAGGUCCCAUCAUGGACGAUUUACAGAAUUAUAAACUGCAGCUACAGCAGGUGGAAGCAGCUCUUACCACGGAUCCAACAAAUGAAGAACUCCUGAAAUUGAAAAUUGAUCUCGAGGAAGUAAUAGAGCUGACACAUGAUUUAAUUAAAUCACAACAACAGGAAAAAAGGCAAGCCAAUGGCAUGGAUGCUAAAGAUCCUAUUUUACUUGCAGUUCUGGCCAAUAAGUGGAAGGUUGGUGAUCAAUGCAUGGCACCCUGGAGCGAGGAUGGCAAAUAUUAUGAAGCAACCAUAGAUGCAAUAAGCGAGGAUGGAGUUGUAAAUGUUACCUUCAAUGAAUAUAAAAAUACAGAUGUCACAAUGCUAAGUCAGUUAAAGUCUGUAGCCAAAAGGCCAGCAUCGGAUUGGGCAGAUCAGAAAUCGAAAAAAAUGCAAGCUGCUGCAGUAGCAGGUUCAGAUCCUAAUAAACAAAGGGAAUACCUAAAGAAAAAGAAACAGAGGAAACUUCAGCGAUUUAAAGAACUCGAGGAAGAGCGUGAAAUGGAAAAAAAUAAAUGGCUAGCAUUUACAAACAAGUCUUCGAAGAAAGGAGUAAUUAAAAAGAGUAUAUUUGCCACACCAGAAAAUGUAAACGGCCGAGUAGGAAUUGGUACCUGUGGUGUGAGUGGUCGAGAAAUGACAAAAUUCAGUAACGGUGAAAAAUGGAGGAGGGGAGCAUGAAUGUUAUUGUAAAUACACAAAUUAAUAUUUCGCGAGAUAGAAUUAUCAAUUAUUGUUAUAUUACAUUGAAUUCGGUUCUUGAGAGAACUGAAGGAAAAGAAAACGUAUGUUUUGUGUUAUGAGAAUGUUUUAACAGAAGACGCGAAUGAGGAGAGUGUAGCUAUCUUGAGACUGUGUGUAGACAUUAUGUUAAAAACGAACAAUGACCUCAAUAGUAAAUCCUGAAAUUAUCUGGAUUUUCUAUCUUCACGGAAUGAAUGAUCGUCACGAAUGUAUGUAUUUCUAGACUAAUACAUUUAUCUGGGUAUGAUUUGUUUACAAUCUAUAAAUGAUACGAAUAAAUGUAUAUUUUAAAGCCAAA